AACAGGGCGACCAGCCACUGUGCGGCGCUGGAUUUCUGCUCCCUGUCUAUCUCUCAUGUUGUACAUGUGAAGCGGCUGCUGCAUCAGAGAGCGCUAUAUUGUACAGAUCACCCCUGCUGCGGUGUAACUACCCGUUCCUGAGUACAGAGUUUUAGCAGAGGAAGAGGGCACCAAGCUGCUGCUACUGUCUGGGCCAUAAUCCCACUGCAAUACACGGGGCAGCUGAAGGAUCUAAGCUCUAGUUCUGGGAGUUGCCCUCUACAUCGACCAGUUAUACAGGAGCAACUGGUAUCAAGUCCAAGGACUGAGAAGGGAGAUUGGCACUAAGGGCACCGACUGCUGGACUUCGCCAGUUCAGGGGGGUCCCGCGCAGGAAAGGAAAAAGACAGCGCACACUAGCUGCUUAGCGAGAGUAAUGCGGACUGAGAACCCGAGCCAGCGCUAACCCACUAAUCCUGCACCGUGUCUCCCACCUCAGCGACUCGGUCCAUGUUGAGCUCCCCACCAGCCCACUAAAUAGUGACUUUCUAUGGCAUCUUAUGGCAGCCCCUCUGGCAUUUGCCAGAACCCACAGAUUGCCAGUCCGGGCCUGGGUACAACCAUUGAAUCUCUGGCCGCCACCAACAUGUGCGCCAAAUACGAUGAGAGCGCUGGCGGCAGGGUGUCGGUGACAGAGAGCAGAGGGGAAGAGGAGCAGAGCCCGGAUGAUGACAGCGAUGGGUGCUACGAGCUGGUGCUAAGAUCGGCUGAGCACAUGGCCUCCCAAGCAGGAAUGAAGCUGGAUGCCCCAUGCGCUACCGGAGGAGGCAAGAAGUCCAAGGAGCAGAGGACUCUCCGGCUCAACAUCAACGGCCGGGAGAGGAGGCGAAUGCACGACCUGAAUGAUGCUCUGGACGAGCUCCGCUUGGUGAUUCCCUACGUGCACAGCCCCUCGGUCCACAAGCUCUCCAAGAUAGCCAUCCUGCUCCUGGCCAAGAACUACAUCCUCAUGCAAGCCCAGGCACUCGAGGAGAUGAGGCGGCUCAUGGCUUAUCUCAACCAAGGCCAGGCCAUCUCCCUGGCGCCUCCAUCCCCAACUCUGCAGCUGCUGCUGUUGCGCCGCACCCUCACUCACGAUGUGCAGAGUCAGCUCAACGUGGACCGAGUCGCUGAGGUGGGAGACACGGUGCAGGAGACAGGCGCUACUGCUGCUGCUUAGUGUCCCUUGUUCCUCUUCACAUGCUGCUGUCAGUGAAUAGCCAGGGAGGAGAAAUCAAGUGCCGAAGAAUGAAUGGUCGCCCUGUCGCCUUUUCUGAAC
This is a messenger RNA of Xenopus laevis (African clawed frog), 1297 nucleotides long. Its product is annotated as class E basic helix-loop-helix protein 22-like. The coding region runs from base 530 to 1198 and encodes 222 amino acids. Lineage: Eukaryota; Metazoa; Chordata; Amphibia; Anura; Pipidae. The transcript has a single exon. The record is from RefSeq and is a predicted model, not a curated record.